AUGCUGUCCUCGAUCAUCGCUCUCCCAGUCUUCGCCAUCUUGGCUUCGACGGCUCCAAGCAAGAGUUCUCAGCCAAAGGGACAAUACAUUGAUGCCAACGUAUGUUGCCAACCCCCGCCCCUCAGAACAAGCAGGGGCGAUGACUGACAAUCUUGUCUCACAGUACGACGACAUCACCGUCGUCCCCGCCGUCCCAGCCGCCAACACCCUCACAACAUACAGGGGUCUGAACUACACCGGCUGGGCGGUCAACCAAGUCGGAGUCGGCGGCCAAGCCGAACUCACAGGCAUCGCCCCGGAGUCCAAACCCAACAACAUCGUCUCCGGCUUCGGACAGACCUCUCUCACAGGCGCCAACGCCGGCUGGAGCGUCGCUUCCUCCGCCUCGACCUUCGACCAGCUCGCUUUCUACUACGGCUGCUCCGUCAACACCGUCGAAGGCGCCGAAGGACUCCCGCAGCAAUGCAUUUUCGACGUCAAGGGCUACAGAAAGGCGUCUGAUGCGAGCUAUGUCGCCAUCAAGCAGUUCAGUUUCAAUCCCAAGGCAACGCAGCUCGUCGCGCAACCUGUCCUGGCGACUUUCGAUUCGUCUUUUGCGAACUUGCAGCGCGUGGAGAUUGUGCAGUUGGAGAGUACUAGCGGAGAGGAAGGGAAUGUGCUUGUGUUUGAUGACAAUAUCUACGAGCUUUAUGCGACCCAGAAGUGGUAG
Lecanosticta acicola is the source of this 709-nucleotide messenger RNA. The record is from the annotation of a GenBank genome assembly. NCBI's taxonomy places the organism in Eukaryota, Fungi, Ascomycota, Dothideomycetes, Mycosphaerellales, Mycosphaerellaceae.